Hippocampus zosterae (dwarf seahorse) is the source of this 4692-nucleotide messenger RNA. RefSeq names its product probable phospholipid-transporting ATPase IM. Bases 265 to 3909 code for a protein of 1214 amino acids. Lineage: Eukaryota; Metazoa; Chordata; Actinopteri; Syngnathiformes; Syngnathidae. Gene Ontology annotation, molecular function: ATP binding; magnesium ion binding; ATPase-coupled intramembrane lipid carrier activity. Gene Ontology annotation, cellular component: plasma membrane. The transcript has 28 exons. Gene Ontology annotation, biological process: Golgi organization; phospholipid translocation. The record is from RefSeq and is a predicted model, not a curated record.
UGGGCUGGCCAAGAGGCGGUGGUUGGAAUGGAGGCAAGCGACAAGAGCGGAAACGGAGGAGGGCUUAACUUGCCGAGAGGAGGAGGGAUGUGGGCGGCUGGUGGACGUACGAGAGUACCGCUAAAGGAAAAUAUUAUUCCGUCGUUGCGGCUCCUCCGAGCGCUAAGGCGUCCUUUCAUCCCCAGCAGCAACGGCGCUGUCUCCACGGCUCGGCGAUCGAGACGACGCCGACGAAGAUGAUGAACAGAUAGCAAAGAAGUGAAGAUGUCGUCCUUUGGCCUCCAUUGUGCCAGGAAGAAAGAGCCAGAGCUGGAGAGGAAGCUGAGGGCCAACGACCGCCAAUACAACCUCUCCUUCAAAUAUGCCACCAAUGCCAUCAAGACCUCCAAGUACAACUUUUUCACCUUCCUACCUCUCAACCUCUUUGAGCAGUUCCAGAGGAUCGCGAAUGCCUACUUUCUCUUCCUGCUGGUGCUCCAGGUGAUUCCCGAGAUCUCGUCGCUGUCCUGGUUCACCACCGUGGUGCCCCUGGCGCUGGUGCUGUCCGUCACCGCUGCCAAGGACGCUACCGAUGACAUCAAUCGCCACCGGAGUGACAAUCACGUCAACAACAGAAAAGUCCAAGUCCUCAUCGAUGGAAAACUGCGCAGCGAGAAGUGGAUGGACGUGCAGGUGGGAGACAUCAUCAAGCUGGAAAACAACCAGUUUGUCACGGCCGACCUUCUCCUGCUGUCCAGCAGUGAACCGCUCAACCUAGUCUACAUUGAGACGGCAGAGCUGGACGGUGAGACCAACCUGAAGGUACGCCAGGCCCUGCCGGCGACGGGGGACCUCGGCGACGACGUCAGCAAGUUGGCGGGCUUUAACGGCGAAGUCCUCUGCGAGGCUCCCAACAAUCGGCUGGACCGCUUCGCGGGGACGCUGGCCUACGCGGGGCAGAAGUACGCCCUGGACAACGAAAAGAUCCUGUUGCGAGGCUGCACCCUGAGGAACACCGAGUGGUGCUUCGGACUGGUGCUCUUUGGAGGUCCCGAAACCAAGCUGAUGCAGAACUGCGGCAAAAGCACUUUCAAAAGGACCAGCGUGGACCGGCUGAUGAACGUCCUCGUUCUCUGCAUCUUUGGCUUCUUGGCGCUCAUGUGUAGCAUCCUGGCCAUGGGCAACUACUGCUGGGAGCUGGGCGAGGGCUCGGCGUUCACCCUCUUCCUGCCCAGGCAGAACGGCCACCGCGCCGCCUUCUCCUCCUUUCUCACUUUCUGGUCCUACGUCAUCAUCCUCAACACGGUGGUGCCCAUUUCGCUCUAUGUCAGCGUGGAGUUCAUCCGCCUGGGCAACAGCUUCUACAUCGACUGGGACCGCGACAUGUACCACUCCCGCAGCGACACCCCCGCCCAGGCGCGCACCACCACGCUGAACGAGGAGCUGGGCCAAAUCAAGUACGUGUUCAGCGACAAGACGGGCACGCUGACGCAAAACAUCAUGACCUUCAACAAGUGCUCCAUCAACGGCAAGACGUACGGCGAUGUUUUGGACCGCACGGGCCAGAGACUGGAGGUGAACGCGCACACGGAGACGGUGGAUUUCUCCUUCAACCCGCUGGCGGACCCCCGCUUCACCUUCCACGAUCACGCCCUGGUGGAGGCCGUUAAGCUGGAGAUCCCCGAGGUGCACGCCUUCUUCCGACUGCUCACCCUCUGCCACACCGUCAUGGCGGAGGAGAAGAAAGAAGGCCAGCUCUCGUACCAGGCCCAAUCGCCCGAUGAGGGCGCCCUGGUCACGGCCGCCAGGAACUUUGGCUUUGUCUUCCGCUCGCGGACGCCCGACAGCGUCUCCGUUGUGGAAAUGGGCCGGCAGCGCACUUACCGACUCUUGGCCAUCCUGGAUUUCAACAAUGUCCGCAAGAGGAUGUCCGUCAUCGUUCGCAGUCCCGAGGGGAAGCUGUCGCUGUACUGCAAGGGAGCCGACACCAUCAUCUACGAGAGGCUUCACCGCUCCUGCGGCAAACUGAUGGACGUCACCACGGAGCACCUCAACGAGUUUGCGGGGGAAGGCCUGCGGACCCUGGCGCUGGCCUACAAAGACCUGGACGAGGACUUUUUCCUGGGCUGGCAACGGCGCCACCACGAGGCCAGCGUGGCGCCGCACCAUCGCGAGGCCAAACUGGAGCAGCUGUACGAGGAGAUCGAGAGCGACCUGCUGCUGCUGGGGGCCACGGCCAUAGAAGACAAGCUGCAGGACGGAGUGCCGCAGACCAUCGAGCAGCUGUCCAAAGCCGACAUCAAAAUCUGGGUUCUCACAGGCGACAAGCAAGAAACGGCGGAAAACAUCGGCUACUCGUGCAACCUGCUGAGCGAGGAGAUGAACGACGUCUUUGUCAUUGGCGGCAACUCGCCGGAGGACGUCAGGCGGGAGCUCAGGAACGCCCGCGAAUGCAUGAAACCCGGUGCCGCCGAGGAUUGUGCAUUUUUGCCGGCGACGACUCUGGGCAAAAGUGCGCGAGCCAUCGCGGAUGAAGCGGUGAACGGCGACUUUGGCCUCGUCAUCAAUGGACACAGUCUGGCACACGCGCUGGACGGCAGCAUGGAGCGGGACUUCCUGCGCACGGCGUGCAUGUGCAAGGCGGUGAUCUGCUGCCGCGUCACGCCGCUGCAGAAGGCGCAGGUGGUGCAGCUGGUCAAGACGUACAAGCGCGCCGUCACGCUGGCCAUCGGCGACGGCGCCAACGACGUCAGUAUGAUCAAAGUGGCACACAUCGGCGUGGGCAUCUCGGGCCAGGAGGGCACGCAGGCGGUUCUGUCCAGCGACUACUCCUUCGCGCAGUUCCGCUUCCUGCAGCGCCUCCUGCUGGUGCACGGCCGCUGGUCCUACCUGCGCAUGUGCAAGUUUCUUCGCUACUUCUUCUACAAGAACUUCACCUUUACCUUUGUCCACUUCUGGUACGCCUUCUUCUGCGGCUUCUCGGCACAGACGGUGUACGACGAGUUGUUCAUCACGCUGUACAAUCUGGUGUACACGGCGUUACCCGUGCUGGGAAUGAGCCUCUUCGAUCAGGACGUGAACGACGCGUGGAGCUUCCAGCACCCUCGGCUGUACGUGCCGGGCCAGCUCAACCUAUAUUUCAGCAAGAUGGCCUUCUUCAAGUGCGCCUUGCACAGCUGCUACAGCUCCCUGGUGCUCUUCUUCAUCCCGUACGCCGCCGUGGCUCAGGCGGCCCGCGCCGACGGCCGGGAUCUGGCCGACCACCAGUCCUUCGCCGUGCUCACGCAGACCUGCCUGCUCUUCGCCGUCACCCUCCAGCUGGGCUUGGAGAUGUCCUACUGGACGGCGGUCAACGGCCUCUUUGUGGUGGGCAGCCUGCUCAUGUACUUUGUCGUCACCUUCACCAUGUACAGCAACGGCCUGUUCCUCGUGCUGCCCUCGGCCUUCCCCUUCAUAGGCACGGCGAGGAACACGCUGAGUCAGCCCAACGUCUGGUUGACCAUUGGCCUCACCUCCAUUUUGUGCAUCCUUCCCGUCGUCACCUAUCGCUUCCUGUUGAUCCUGCUCCGCCCCACCAUCAAUGACAAGGUCAUGUUCAAGGCCCGGCAGGCCAAAGCGUCGCCUCCCCCGCUCCCACGCCGAACCAGAAUCCGCCGCACCAGCUCCCGUCGUUCCGGCUACGCCUUCUCGCACGCGCAGGGCUACGGCGACCUGGUGACGUCGGGCCGCUUCCUGCGGCGUCCCGCCCAGCCCCGCCCCUCGGCUUUAGCCCACGCGGGGCGCGCCGCAUCCGCCUUCAGCCCCCUGGGCCGCUCGGCCGGGUACAGCCCGACGGGGCGCGCCCAGUACGUCAAGGCCCGGGAGGUGGAGGUGACCUCGCUGCAAAUGUACAGGACCGUUGGCGACGACGCUCGCGAGCCCCCGCGGUAAGACCCGAAGAGAUAGAAGGAGUCUGCUUUGUUGUGGCAAAGGAAGCGGGAAUGUGACAAUCAGAAGAGGACCAUGUGUCGGCAAGUUUACAAACUUUCGUUUUGUUUUUUAACUUUGGGAGUGCAAAUGUUCAUGGCAGGGCUGGUGAACCCACACUGUACACACACACGGACGAGAGAAUUUUCGUCACCGAUCUUUGUUGGUAAGCUCCGUCAAUGGCUGACAUGACUCCAAAAUGCCCAUGACAGAUCCUCAAAUGGCCGCAUCAGACCAAAACGGCAGACUUCAUCUUUUCGCACAUAUUUUUGGCGACUUUUUCAUGGGACUAUUCAUGAUUGGCAUGCCUACUAAAUCUAAUUCAGGUUCUACAGCCCUGCUCAUCACAGAUGACAAACAAAGCCAUGUUGCCUUAAAAGCAUUUUGUACUUUUCGACAUCUAUUUUUGUACGUUUCAAGUGAAAAAGACCCACCAAAACUAAAUGGAGGACUUUGUGGUUAUGUGAUUGUCAUUUUUGUUUGGUUUUAGACAUUUUACAUCCUAUCGUCGCCAUGGCUCCUAUCUCAUCCGAUGAUUAAUUGUUGAAAUUCUUUUUUUUUUUUUUGGUCAUCAGGAAAAAGGGCAUUUUACCACGGGUAACUAUCAGAGUUUCAGGACUUGUAGCUGAAGUGAACAACAAAAUGUCUAAAUAUUAUUUGAAAAAAAUUAGACAAUUACAAAAAGUAAAUAAUAUUUCAAGAAAAUGUGUAAUUUUACCAAAAGGAAGACAUUGUCAUAUGAGGCGG